AUGGCGCCGUCAGAGGAGUCUAUUCUCAUGAACUUUCUGUUGUCUCCUUCGCCAUUACCUACCGCUAUAUCUCUUGAACAAUUUACAAAGCUGUUUCCUAAGCAGCUACAGUCUCAUCCACAAAUCAGGACAUUGUACCGCGAUCUACAAUACCUCCGUGCGCAAGAUAUAGAUCUGGUCCGGGAAAAUAUCCAGGCAGAGAUCAAGAGUGGAGAGAAACAGAAGGAGGAGUUGAAGAAUGCCCAGUUAAACUCAGGCGUGACCGGGAUGAGCCGUGGUGAUAAAGUCGAAGCCGAUAUGGAUAUCCAGCUUUUUGGCAAUAAGGACUUGCUAAUAACAAGACCUGAGGAUCACCAUUCCCUGGACACCCUCUUAGUGGAUAUGGAGCGUGCUUGUGCGGCUAUGGAAUCUAGUAUCAAGUCAGCCGAUGCUGAAACCUCGGAGCUUGCUAGUCAGAUUACUGCCGCGGUGGGAGAACUGAGUGACCUCCGUUAUGGAAAGCUGAACACUCCACCGGGGGUAGAAAACACACUCAGGGAUGAUAUUAUCAUGGGGUUGAAACGCCUGGAAGAAAACUGUAACAAUGUUGCGCAAUGA
This is a messenger RNA of Arthroderma uncinatum, 597 nucleotides long. RefSeq lists its product as uncharacterized. NCBI's taxonomy places the organism in Eukaryota, Fungi, Ascomycota, Eurotiomycetes, Onygenales, Arthrodermataceae. The transcript has a single exon. Gene Ontology annotation, biological process: chromosome segregation. Gene Ontology annotation, cellular component: kinetochore; Mis6-Sim4 complex. The coding region runs from base 1 to 597 and encodes 198 amino acids. The record is from RefSeq and is a predicted model, not a curated record.